Osmia bicornis bicornis is the source of this 1339-nucleotide messenger RNA. It is a transcript of the gene Pex11c, whose product is annotated as peroxisomal membrane protein 11C. The record is from RefSeq and is a predicted model, not a curated record. Lineage: Eukaryota; Metazoa; Arthropoda; Insecta; Hymenoptera; Megachilidae. Gene Ontology annotation, biological process: peroxisome fission. Gene Ontology annotation, cellular component: peroxisomal membrane. The transcript has 5 exons. The coding region runs from base 487 to 1185 and encodes 232 amino acids.
AACUAUACUUUGUUAUGAAUUUGAUUUGCAUAUGUAAUAAAUAAAAUUUAACAGUAAAAAUAAAUUUACGCCAAGCGAGAUAGAUAUCAUGACUUCUCUUUUAUCGACUGAUUUAAAUUUAAUUUUCAAAAUGCAACCACCAGGGUGCAUCGUAAAAUGAAAAAGUGAAGAUUCACUUUGACUUGCAUUUUAAACUUGCUUAUAAAUAUUUAAAAGUUUAAAUUUUUUAUGUAAUGAUGUGAAAGCUAUAAUUAAUAUAAAUUGUGCGUGUUUCGCGUUGCUGAUUGAUUGUACUGAUGAGGAAAUUACUUUCUCUGCUUAACUUAGCAUUCUUGAAUACAACAACAUAUGUUAUUUAUAUUGUAUUUGUUUUCUCAACAAUGCAAUAAAUAGGACAUCAGAUACAUAAAAAUGCACACUUACGUGAAUAACAAUUUGCUUGGUGCUUCCUGAUUGAUGUAUAUUUUUAAAUAUUUUUAAAUCAAAAUGAGUAUUGCUCUAGUAUCCGAAUACCUAAAAACCUAUGAAGGAAGGGAUAAGUUUUUAAGAACAUUAUCUUAUAUGGUAAAAUUAGCUACAUUGGGUGCUUCUUCAAAGGAAAUGGAAAAUAAGUUAAAAAUAUUUGGUAGCCAAAUGAGUGAAUGUAGGGUGAUUCUAAGAUUAUUAGAUGAUAUACCAAUGAUACAUUAUGCUCUAUCAUAUGGUUGGGGAAAGGAGGAGCCAGAUUGGUUGAUCAGAUGGGCAGAACUGAUACAGAUUGCAGUGAAUGUUGUAUUUUGUCCAGUAGAACACAUUUCUUGGGCUGGCACGCGUAAAUUAAUUAAACUUGAUGCUAAAGCAUGGGAUAAUGCUACAACAUGGUUUUGGAUCAUUUCUCUACAUUUGUCACUGGUGAAGUCCCUAAGAAAACUAAAAAAGUUUAACAAUUAUAAAACACAUCUUUCUGAAACUAAUUAUGAUACAAGAAUAGCUCUAAAAACUAUAAGUAAACAAAGAUCGAAUGAGCUAUUGACCUGCAUAAGAUUGAUAUUAGAUAUAAGUUAUGCAGUAAGUUACUUACCACCUGGUAUAUUUUGGGGAGGUCAAUUAAAAACUUGGCAUGUAGGAGCACUUGGAACAGUGUCUUCUUUGAUUGGUUUGUAUCAAGCACUAAGAAAACGAUCAGAAUGUAAGAAGUAUUUUUGAUACUUAAUGUAUAAAUUAUAUAGAACAGUAUUAGAUACUACAUAUGAAUUUACAACAAAAAUCGUGAUCUUUAAUGUUAUUUCUACCUCUACUAGAAGUUUUUCCUUCUAGCAGAAAAUAAUUUGCAAUAAAUAAUACACAUAAAAAAACCCUA